Linum trigynum is the source of this 2209-nucleotide messenger RNA. The record is from the annotation of a GenBank genome assembly. Lineage: Eukaryota; Viridiplantae; Streptophyta; Magnoliopsida; Malpighiales; Linaceae.
GUCUUGUCUUGUGCGAGGUACUCCAGUCCAGUCGACCUAGCGCCAAGUUAAGGUCCGAAGACUCCGUCGUUUUGUUUUGCGUAGAACAAGUCCCCGCCUUUAACAAGUUGAAAACAAGGGGAGAAAAGUAAUGACGAAGUGAAAGCAGCAUUCAAUAUACAAUCCCCACAAACGCCUACCGUUGCUCCCCACCUCCUAAACCAACGCCUUAUCACGAUGAUGGAAAUGUAAGCAAGCUGCGGAGCAAUUAGUAAGGCAUCGCGAUGAGGAGGGCCAACUCUAAAAAGAAGCAGCAGAUCAAUCGUUCCCAGCGUGAGAAUGGCGAUCAGGGCAAGUCUUCUCCUUCUUCAUUGCUCAAGUUCGUGAAAGCCGCAGCUGGUAAGGUAGCCGGAGUCUUCACAAAUUUCCUCGGCCGACGACCGAGUGAUCGUUCCACCGCCGCCACCGUCAAUCUCGCUAGCAGGAGCACCAGCACCACCACGGGAUCUUAUUUCUCAAGCGAUCUGUCAAGGGUAAGCAACAGCAGCAAGAGCACCUCCAGAUUGAAGUCCUCCAGUUCUUACGGAUCCUACAGUACUAGUACUAUAAGCGGAGGAGGAGGAGGUGUGUUUGGGACGCAGACUUACUCCCUUCAAGAGAUUGUUAAGGCUACCGACAAGUUCUCUGCGGCUAACAAGAUUGGAGAAGGUAGCUUUGGCACUGUGUACAAGGGAAGGCUCAGUGAUGGGUCUCUCGUUGCCGUCAAGCGAGGCAAAAAGAAUUCCCAGGACAAGCGUUUGACAACGGAGUUCAGAAACGAGAUACUGACACUAUCUAAGAUCGAGCAUCUGAAUCUAGUGAGACUGUACGGUUAUGUCGAGCACGAAGAUGAGCAGAUUCUCUUGGUCGAAUAUGUCAACAAUGGAAACCUUCGAGAGCAUCUCGACAAUAGAAGAGGAACUGUACUCGAAAUUGCUGAACGUCUAGACGUUGCCAUUGAUGUGGCACACGCAAUUACCUAUCUUCACAUGUACACUGAUCGCGCAAUCAUCCACAGAGACAUAAAAGCAUCAAACAUACUCCUCACCGACAAACUUCGAGCCAAAGUUGCAGACUUUGGGUUUGCAAGGUUGGCUGCUGAAGAUUCUAAAGACACCCACAUCUCAACGCAGAUCAAAGGCACGACGGGCUACUUAGACCCUGAAUACCUCCGAACAUAUACGCUCACCGAAAAGAGCGACGUCUUCUCCUUUGGUGUCCUCCUCGUUGAGCUGGUCACAGGGCGACAGCCAAUCGACCAGAAGAGAUCAGUAAAAGAGAAGGUCACGAUCAAAUGGGCAAUGCAGAGACUCAGAGGCGGUGAUGCGAUUAUGGUGAUGGAUCCGAUCCUGAGGAGGAACCCGGCAUCGAACCGGGCAGCAGAGGAAGUCCUGAAACUGGCCCAGAAGUGUCUGGCUACAAUGAGACAGUCACGGCCUUCCAUGAAGGAAUGCGCAGAGGUGUUGUGGAGAAUCCGCAAGGAGUUUAGAGAAGCAGCUGCUCUGCAUUCUUCUUCUGCCUCUGCUGCUGCUCCUCCUCCGUUCCAGUCUGCAGAUUACCCCAGGAGGUACCCGGACGAGACGCGGAGAACAACGUUUGGGAUCGAAGAUCAUGGUGACAACCCCAGGUUCAUCUCUGCUUGAGAAUGAAACCAGGAGAAAAGGGUGAAAAGAAUUUUAGUUAGGUCGAGAAAACGGAGUAAAAUCUUGUACAUUCUUUGUUACGGUUUGUUUGUUUGUUUCCAAAUCCUUCUCCUCUGCCACAAAAUUAGCCCUCUCUCUACCCCUGAAACUUGCCACGAUUGAUUGAUGUCUGAGACUGCAAAUUCCAAGAGUAGACUCCUUCCUUGUUUAUAUAUAUUCUUUGGCUCUGGAAAUUUGGUCAUUAUUUCGUUCAAUUAUCGUCGGGAUAGCUGUUUGAAUGAGUUAUGGCCAUCCACGUUGAGGCUCGGGAUCGGGGAAGCCAUAGCCAUGCCGUGGCGGGCGCCUCGCUCUUCGAUGCAGCCACUGCACGUGUUCUCUCCUCCCUCAACGUCGUCUUCUUCGCAGAGAUCGCACAGCGAAAAGCGCAGAUGGAAACGGGAACGAACCCACCCCACUUGCACAGUCAGUCGCGUGGAGCUCACCUUCUUCUGCAGUACCACCGUGCUGUUUUUUGUUUGUUUCUCGGGAAAGAAAAUAUCGGGGCUCUU